ACAUGUACAUCGUUCAAAACUGUUUCAUUAUCACCUUGAACGUUAUAACCGAUUGCAGCCGUUUGAGUGUGGAAACAAGUGUGGUUUUUGGAGUGCUUCUGAAGUGAAAAACGGAACAAUUAAAAGUUGUUUAUAUUUUAUCGGUUCGAAAAUGUUUCAACAAGAUCAGUCGAAAGCUGGCCCGAUAGUGCUGGACGUCAUUCCACCCCAUUAUAACAUGCAUCAUCAUCAAAGCCAUCAAAGUCCCCCGCAAUCGCCAAAUAGCACUCAAUCUAUCAAAAAAGAUUCUCUAUCGCCAAUUCCUGGUGAUACCAAGCUGAAUUCUUCGGCCAGUCAAAUUCAUAACGAUCCCAACAUCAGAAGGUACAGGACGGCAUUUACAAGGGAGCAACUGGCCCGGUUAGAAAAGGAAUUCUACAAAGAAAAUUACGUUUCUCGACCCCGUCGGUGUGAACUAGCUGCUCAACUGAAUCUUCCCGAAAGCACCAUCAAGGUAGGUGGUCAAAAACUAUACUAUUCUCUAUCGCCAAUUCCUGGUGAUACCAAGCUGAAUUCUUCGGCCAGUCAAAUUCAUAACGAUCCCAACAUCAGAAGGUACAGGACGGCAUUUACAAGGGAGCAACUGGCCCGGUUAGAAAAGGAAUUCUACAAAGAAAAUUAUGUUUCCCGACCCCGUCGGUGUGAACUAGCUGCUCAACUGAAUCUUCCCGAAAGCACCAUCAAG
Molecule: messenger RNA, 724 nt
Organism: Agrilus planipennis (emerald ash borer)
Lineage: Eukaryota; Metazoa; Arthropoda; Insecta; Coleoptera; Buprestidae
Product: homeobox even-skipped homolog protein 2-like
Exons: 3
Biological process (GO): regulation of transcription by RNA polymerase II
Cellular component (GO): nucleus
Molecular function (GO): DNA-binding transcription factor activity, RNA polymerase II-specific; RNA polymerase II cis-regulatory region sequence-specific DNA binding
Source: RefSeq, a predicted model, not a curated record